AUGGAUAUCAUACAGGCCGUCUCCGGCUACAUCACCAAGAUGGUGUCGGUCGGGGACAGCGCUGCGACAGGCACCUCCGCGGCCAAGAUGAAGAUCCUCCUCCUCGACAACGAGACUGUCCCCAUAGUAUCCACUGCGACGACGCAAUCCGCCCUCCUCAACCAUGAAGUCUACCUCACUGACCGCCUCGACAACCCAAAGCGGGAGAAGAUGCGCCAUCUGCGCUGCCUAUGCUUUGUGCGACCGUCGCCCGAGUCUAUCCAGAACCUUAUCGAAGAGCUACGAGAGCCCAAGUACGGGGAAUACAACAUCUACUUCAGUAACAUAAUCAAAAAGUCCUCGUUGGAGCGCCUCGCCGAAGCAGACGACCAUGAAGUCGUGCGCGCGAUUCAGGAAUAUUUCGCCGACUUCCUCGUCAUAAACCCCGACCUCAUGUCCCUCAACCUUGGAUUUCCCGACCAUCGGAUAUGGAGCACAAGCCCGGAUGCGUGGAACCAGGAUGCGCUACAAAGGUCGACCGAGGCAGUCAUGGCGUUACUUCUGUCGCUGAAGAAGAAGCCCUUGAUACGAUACCAGAAGAACAGUCUGCUUGUGAAGAAGCUGGCGACCGAGGUCCGGUACCAUAUGACACAGGAAGAGCAGCUGUUCGACUUCCGCAAAACAGACACCCCGCCUAUACUUUUGAUUGUCGAUCGAAGAGACGACCCGGUGACACCGCUGUUGACGCAAUGGACGUAUCAGGCUAUGGUUCACGAGCUGCUCGGAAUACACAAUGGACGAGUGGACCUACGCGAUGUGCCAGAGAUACGUCCUGAGCUCAAGGAGAUCGUGUUAUCGCAGGAGCAGGACCCUUUCUUCAAGAAGAACAUGUAUCUCAACUUCGGCGAUUUAGGGCAAAACGCAAAAGAGUAUGUCGAGCAGUUUGCGUCAAAGCAGCAGGGAUCGCAAAAGCUCGACUCUAUUGCCGAUAUGAAGCGCUUCAUCGAGGACUUUCCGGAGUUCCGCAAGCUUUCCGGCAACGUCACCAAGCACGUCACACUUGUCGGUGAGCUGAGCAGAAGAGUUGGCGAGGAGAGUCUACUGGACAUCAGUGAGCUCGAGCAGAGUCUGGCAUGUACAGACAACCAUUCCAACGAUGUCAAAUCGCUGCAAAGGAUCAUUCAAGAUCCAAAGGUGCCGGCGAACAACAAACUCCGGCUGGUUGCCAUCUACGCGUUGCGCUACUCAAAGACCUCGUCAAACUCCACAGCUAUGCUGCUUGACUUGCUCGCCGUUGCGGGUGGACUGUCACGGCAUCGCAUUAACCUCAUCACAAAGCUAUUGACCUACCAUGACUCGCUGCAAGCGACUACGGCGGCAGGUGGAGUGCCGGAUCUUUUCCAACCUGGGUCUUUCUUCGGAGGUGCCCGAGAUCGACUCAAGGGCUUGAAGGGUGUUGAGAACGUCUACACACAGCACUCGCCUCGCUUGGAGGCUACGUUGCAGGACAUGAUCAAGGGUCGCUUAAGCCAGCAGCUGUACCCCUUCGUCGAGGGUGGCGGAUCGACAAAGGACAAGCCGCAGGACAUCAUUGUCUUCAUGGUCGGCGGCGCAACAUACGAGGAAGCUAAGAUGGUUGCGCAAGUCAAUGCUAGUUCCCCAGGUAUUCGAGUCGCGCUCGGCGGCACCACUGUGCAUAACAGCACUUCCUUCUUGGAGGAAGUAGAAGAUGCCGUUGACUCGUGGCCCGAGCCUCCCGCUACAUCAGCUGCGGCUCGCCUGAAGAGAGAAGUAGAACAAGGACAGGUCUUGCAGUCUCGAGUGGUCCGCCGGAGAAAUCCACGCCCCAUCAACAGCUGCGUUGAAUGCCGCACCCGGAAGUCGCGAUGCUCCAAGACGCACCCUUGCCAGAACUGCACAGCCUUCGGGCGCGAGUGCGUCUUCAUCACCGUCCCUGAGAGCGCUGCGCGCAAGAAAGAGAGGGAGCAGAGAGAGCGCGCGCAGAGUAAGAGCGGCGCUGGUGUCACCAUCCCGGACUGGACCAAGAACCUCCCCGUGCGCACGCAGAGUAGUGCCAGUGUGCAUGAUGGGUACGAGAAUGCGAACUCCGUCGACACCACCACGCCUGGCACGCCUCCGCGAGACUAUGAAUGGGAAGCCUACCAGCAGGAUGUCGAGCCCGAAACGGAUGCCUGGGAGAGACUGCCCGCAGAGCCUGAGGAGACGCAGGACGAUGUGUACGAGGACGAGAAUGACGAUGAAGAUCAGAUUGCGACGGAUCUCACGAUUCGAAUCGGGAGGAUGAUCAUUUGUGAGAAUGUCACCGGAUUUUUCCGCCCCCAAUACGCCGAAGAGCUCGGCAAGCUUCUGUCUGAGAGCUUCACCCCGUCGUCAUCAGUCACGGGCCAGAGAGCGACACAGUCGUCUGCUCUGCUGUCCGCAGAACAGAUGCCGUCGCUUGCACCAUCGCUGAACCUGCUGCUAGGUGGCUCGCUGCCUCUACAUCAAAACAACGAUGUGGAAGCACCGCAGCUGCCGACUAAGAUGGAAGCAGAGGGACUACUACAGCGAUACACAGAAGCUGUCAGCCCUCUUGCGCACGUGUUGCAUCUUCCGUCGUUCAAGCGCAUGUUUGACCGCUUCUGGAUGAAUCUUGAGAUUGGGAAUCCCAACCAAAAUUCAUGUACUGCCUUGAUUUUGGCCGUGUGCAUGGCUGCUGCGGCGUCUGUAUCGCCUCUGCAAGCCAAGUCGCAGUUUGGCAUCACGAAAGAGGACCUUUUCUUGCGCUUACAGAAAGCUACGGAGCGAGCAUUGCUUCGUGCUAAUUGGGCGAAGACGUCCAAUAUACGGACUUUGCAAGCUUUGACUAUAUACCUGAUACCCCUUUGUCGAGCGCAGAUCUCUCGAGCGACGUCUGUCGUAGUUGGUGCUCUGGUUCGCCUGGCACAAUGUAUAGGCAUACAUCGCAUGAGCCACAGCUCAGCCAACAGCCUAACACCUCUACAGCGACACGUUCGAUCGCUCUUGUGGUACCAAAUCUGCUUCUUAGACUUCAAGACAGCCGAAGCGCAAGGGCCCCAUCCAUCCAUUCGAUCGGACGAUUUCGACAUUGCGCUCCCGUUGAAUGUAGAUGACGACGUCUUCGAGUUUGGCAGUGCAAAAUGGCAGCAACACCCAGCCUCCACCACCGGCUGGUCAGACGUCACUUUAUCGCUAAUACGCUACGAAUGCAACGAAAUCCACCGUCUCAUCUUUCGCGGCAGAAUCGAGAUGGACCGUAAGCACAUCACGCUCCACGACCUGCGCGCCCGCGUAGAGGCCAAGAAACGUCAAAUCCAAAGCAAAUACCUGCAGUACCUGGACGCCAAUGUUCCCAUCCAACGUUAUGCAGGCCUCGUAGCAACUCUCCUAAUGUCUCGCUGCGACUCCAUGCUCCUCUACCGGCACCUCCCCCAAACCUCCCUGCAACCACGCUCAGAAUCCGAGAACCGCCUCCGCGACGUGCUCCUCACAGCAGCUCUCACGACGCUCGAAAUCGGCGCAACACUAGACACACUGCCCUCGCUCUCAGCAUGGGCCUGGUACUCCACGACCUACCAACAAUACCACGCCGUCCUCCUCCUCCUCACCGAACUCUACCGCACGCCCGACCUCCCGCGAAAAGAGCGCAUGGCCACAAUAAUCGACCACAUCUUCGGACACUGCUACGGCGUCGGCGUCCGAGAACGCUGCUCCGACCUCCUCUUCACCGUCAAAGAAAACCUAGAAGCCUUCUACGUAAUGAAAGGCUUCAACAAAAAGCGCCAACAAAUCGCUCCCCAGCAACAUCCCACUCUCCAACCCUUACCCUCCUUCGGCGGCUCCGUAACGAGUCCUGCGUUUGGCGCGCAGCAGACGCCGGGUAAUAUGCAUGGCCAUUUGCAGAGGACGCCUACGUCCGGCACGCUGGAUGGCUUGAAUGUGGAUUUCGAUAGUAUACUCGGGAGCUUGAAUGGUGGAGGCGGCGGCGGCGGCGGUGGGGCUGGUGCUGGGUCGGCGGAGGAUUACGAUGUCUGGGGUGGCAUGAGCGCUGGUGCGGGUCAGGAUACGGGUGCUAUUUUUGUGCCGGUGGAUACGGGGCAUCAUGCUGAGUUUGGGACUACGAGUCCGAAUGGGGGGUUGCAGCAGUGGGAGAACUGGAAUUUCCCGCCUCAACAGCAGAAGUACGAGCAUUAA
This is a messenger RNA of Alternaria metachromatica, 4194 nucleotides long. RefSeq lists its product as uncharacterized. Gene Ontology annotation, cellular component: Golgi membrane. The record is from RefSeq and is a predicted model, not a curated record. NCBI's taxonomy places the organism in Eukaryota, Fungi, Ascomycota, Dothideomycetes, Pleosporales, Pleosporaceae. The coding region runs from base 1 to 4194 and encodes 1397 amino acids. The transcript has 8 exons. Gene Ontology annotation, molecular function: DNA-binding transcription factor activity, RNA polymerase II-specific; DNA binding; zinc ion binding. Gene Ontology annotation, biological process: regulation of DNA-templated transcription; DNA-templated transcription; intracellular protein transport.